AUGUUAGCGUUCACUACGAGGAUCGAACUGAUACAGAAGUUUUACGAAAAUGGGAGGAAUGCAGAGGCCGCCUUAAGGUCGUACCGUCGAAGCCACAACAUGCGCCAAGGUCCAUGGUCACGAGCAGCGUUGGGAAAGCUUGUGACAAAAUUUGAGAAGACAGGAUAUGUGGCCAAUUUGAAGAAGAGAAGGAGCCGUAGGGUUUCUGAAGACAUGGCUGCAGAAGUGGCAUUGACUGUAGAGGAAGAACGCGCGACAUCGCAUGUUGAAGCCGUCGUCGCUCAGCACGGAGCCCUCAUCGAGCAGCAGCUCUAGUUCAUCAAAAGCCGAGGCCGACUCCUCCGAAAGCUUCCAUUCCGAGAAAUCCACAAAAUCCUGAAGGGAAUUUUCAGCGUCGAGGAAAACUCGAGGAUAACCGCACCAUCCCCCGAUCGCGAAAAAUUGGAAGAGCUUCUUAAUGCUUUGGCCCAGAAGCCCGGCAGGUACGUGAAGUGGUACCUGCAGGUACUCCUGUUCCUGCAGCACCACUCGAAAGAUCUUGCCGAAGAACUGGAGGGAAAUACCGACUUGUGCAAUCGCCUUGAGCGAGUCCGGGAUAAGUUCUCGAAGAUACCGAAUGCCGAAAAACUCAAGAAUAUGCUCAUAGAAAGAAGGACCCUCGACAACAAAGAUGCCAGGACUCUCAAGGAGAGAUCCACGGCAUCGAAGACCCAGAACGCCCUGAACCUCUGGAACGUCCUGAAGACGAAGGACGGGAGGGACCUCCCGAUCAUCUGCUGCUGCCUCGACGAACUCGGGCACGGCGACAUCGCCCAGGACCUCCUUCAGUCCACCCCGGAGGAACUCAUGGACUACUUCGAAGAAGAGGUGCGUCUGCAAUGGGAGAACAUAUUGGACGCGCUGGAAAGACAGCAGAAGAGUUUGGACGAAUCAAAUGAGAAACUGGAGAAGAUAACGGAACAUUUGCAGGAAUGCAAGGGGGCCAACAAUGGAUCGCAACUGCUCGAGGAAAUAAAAGAAAUGCGUCUGGAUAUCAAGAGCCUCUUGUCCAGCCGUGAAGAUGAGAAAAAGUUCCUUCAAGACCUCGUCCGUGAAAAGAAUAUCAUGGCCGAGGAACUAGAGGUCAAGACAAAGCUUUACGACCAGUCUCAGAAGGAACUGGCACAACUUCAAGGCAACUUACGCAGCGUGAAGAGUCAACUCGAGGAGAUUAUGAAAAAGAAGACAUUUCUUGAGCAAGAGCUCGAGCAAUUGAAGACGAGUGACCUCAAAUGUAUCAUAGAGGGUCAGCUGAACGAUCUCAAGGACGAUAUGAACAAACGGAUGAAUGAGUUCCGACAGAAUCUGGUUGGCUGGAAGGCAGUGCAACAUGUGGAGAUGCGGUCGGGGUGCGGGGAAACUUCCCUCCAGACGCAGAAACAAGCACAAUCCCCUCACCCAAUGUCAGAGAAUCGUUCGAACAAAUUUGAAGCUCCAUCUCCCCGGAAGCUGUGGAGACCACUGAACUCGCUUUUCGGAGAUGUGAAUUAG
Messenger RNA from Darwinula stevensoni, 1530 nucleotides. The record is from the annotation of a GenBank genome assembly. NCBI's taxonomy places the organism in Eukaryota, Metazoa, Arthropoda, Ostracoda, Podocopida, Darwinulidae.